This is a messenger RNA of Neocloeon triangulifer, 2202 nucleotides long. Its product is annotated as putative glycerol kinase 5. Gene Ontology annotation, biological process: glycerol-3-phosphate biosynthetic process; glycerol metabolic process; triglyceride metabolic process. Bases 292 to 1917 code for a protein of 541 amino acids. The record is from RefSeq and is a predicted model, not a curated record. Gene Ontology annotation, cellular component: mitochondrion. The transcript is spliced from 11 exons. Gene Ontology annotation, molecular function: glycerol kinase activity. NCBI's taxonomy places the organism in Eukaryota, Metazoa, Arthropoda, Insecta, Ephemeroptera, Baetidae.
AAAAACAAGUUCAGCAAAUCAGCUGACAAUGAAAAGUUUUAGCACUAGUGCGGGUACGCUGUUGGUUUGAGGGUGGAAAAAUUCUAGAAUUCAACUCAUCGAAAGAAAACAAAAAAUGAACUAAAUUUAAAGCGGGGUUUUUGACGUGUUGAGGCGGCUUGUACUUAAAUUUCGCACUUGACGACAAAAUGAUUCAACGAUGUAAUCCGUUGAAGAGCGAUGGAGUCAGCGCGUCCGAGUGAUAUGACGGCGACGCAGGGCCGGUAGGAGAGUGGAGGGGCCUUUCUGCGGAUGACGCAGAGCAAGUCAGUGCCGGCGCGGCCACGGCAUGGAGAGCACAUGGCCGAACAGCAGCAGCAGCAGACGGCCGAAAAGCGGUUCGUGGCCGCCCUGGACGUGGGCACCACCACAGUGCGCUGCCACAUCUUCAACAAGGCUGCUCAGGUCGUCGGCGCUGCCACUCGGCAGGUGACUUUGCUAUAUCCGCAGCCAGGCCGUUAUGAGAUCAACCCUGAUGUUCUCUGGUCCAAGGUGGUGGCCGUCGUCAAAGAGGCCCUCGAAGACGCAAACCUGACUGCAAAUGAUGUUACCUGCAUGGGCAUUUCGACACAGCGCAGCACCUUUGUUACCUGGAGCAAGGUCACUGGCAUGCACUACCACAACCUUAUCACCUGGCAGGAUGUGCGCGCCGAACGACUUGUCCAGCAAUGGGACAGCAGUCUUUCAAUAAUGGCACUGAGAGGAGCGUCCAGGGUGGUUUAUUGGUUUACUCGAAAAAGGAGAUUUAAAGCAGGAAGCACCCUCAAACUCAUGAAUACACAGGUUACUCUGCGUCUAUUGUGGGUUCUGGAAAAUGUACCUGGUUUGAAAGAAGCUGUGGCACGAAACGAAGUAAUGUUUGGCACUUUCGACACCUACUUAGUCUGGCGGCUUUCUGGAGGUCGCACCUAUCACACGGACCCCUCCUCAGCAGCCGCCACUGGUCUUUUCGACCCCUUCACCAUGCAAUGGGCUGGUUGGGCGCGCACCAUCUUCCGCCUUCCAGCCUCAAUCUUCCCUCCUGUUGGCGAAUCCGCUGGCCCCUGUUUAGCUAUGGUGGCGCCGCACAUUUGGGGCGCCUCGUUUCCCAUCUGCAGCUCAUUGGCUGACCAGAGUGCCUCGAUGUUUGGUUCGUGCUGUUUUGACGAAGGUGACGUCAAGCUGACCAUGGGCACUGGCUCCUUCCUCAAUGUAAACACAGGCAAUAUGCCAAUUGGCACCACUCAAGGGAUGUAUCCUUUGGUUGGCUGGAAAGUAGGUGAUGACCUGGCUUACCUUGCUGAAGGGGCCUCUAAUGAUACGGGAACUAUUAUCAACUGGGCUCUGAAGUCUGAACUCAUUAAAAGUGCAGAUGAGACUUCAGCCCUGGCCAGUUCAGUAGCCAGUUCUGGGGGCGUAUAUUUUGUACCAGCCUUUUCAGGCCUUCAGGCACCAAUAAAUGAUUCGGAGGCGUCGGCUGGAUUUAUUGGCAUCACCACAUCAACCCAGCGUCCACACCUAGUACGAGCUCUGCUCGAGAGCAUUGGCUUCCGAGGCUCGCAGCUCAUGAGACUGAUGCGUGAAGAAUUGGGUUCCUCUGCAGGCCAAGUGCUUGCUAUUGACGGUGGUGUGGCAAAAAAUGACUUCCUUGCACAAAUGUUGGCUGACGUGACGGGUGCCCGCGUCAGACGAGCCACCACUUGUGACCACUCGGCCCUCGGCGCUGCAUUCAUGGCGGGACUUGCCGCAGGAAUUUGGUCGAGCAAGGAGGAAUUGCGGCAGUUGCACCACUUGGAUCGUGAAUUUAUACCAAAUAUGGAAAGACGACAGGAAUGUGUGAUUGAGGAGCAACGCUGGACUUGUGCAGUUCAGCGCUUCCUCCACUGGCAUCGCCAAUGACUGAACUAAAAAUAUAAAUGCCCUGGCGCCAUUUUUGUCUUCAGAGUUUUGAAAACGAAAAAUCUUUUAAAAUAAAAUACCACCAACGGUGCGUUAAAAUAUAUGUAAUUUAUGAAUAUUUCAACAAACUAAGUACCCUCUUUUCGUCUUUUCUAUUCUUUUGUGCUGAAAAUACAUGGUUUCCUAGCAACAAAUAAUUAUUUUGGAAUACGCCAACCGUCAGCUCUUUCUGGUGGUAAUGAUCUUCACUUCUUGUUUAUCCUUCUCUCCGCCUUUUUCAAUGGA